CCGUCGGCCUCUGACCGAGCCCUCUCAACCCUUGUCUCUGUGCUGGGACACAAGUUUUCCAACGUAGGUAUGGAGUCAUCGAAGCUCCCCACAGAUCGAUAUUCGAUUAUCUUUAGCUACGGAACGAUACCGGAUUCAAAAGAUGAAUGUGCAGGUACUGAUAUCAGCUUCGGCUUCAAGCAUGGUGUAGAAGUGCGCGUGACAAACCGUCUAGAAGUCCCCCUUACACCUGACAAUUUGCAGUCGCUCUCUUUCAGUAUCCCCAGCCUUCACAUUCGCUUGAAAGGUAUGAUCGGCAAUAUUGGUUUAUUUCAUUAUGGGAAUGUGGAAGUGUAUAGUCUUCCACCGGCACCGGCAGAUAAACCUGAUGGAGACAACGAGACAUCCCUCGCGCCUCCACUGGCCUGCUUUUAUCUGAACGAGGACGUUGGUGAGGUGAUGCGCGCAGAUCGAGAUGUAACUGCAAGAUUAGUCACAUCUGAAUGUAGACAACCUGAAGAGAUUACAACUGACAUAUCUCCAGGUCAGCACUCCGGUUCGGAAGAUUUCUACACUUGCUGUUCGGCAGGUUCCUCUCCAGCCACGUGCAGUGCCCGUUGGGACUCGGCCUCUGGAUCGACCUUCCAUGAGUCACCAAGCCUCCCUGGUGAGACACCGACAAGCGAAGGUCAGCGUGACGAGCUGAUCUAUGUGUCCUUCAAAGGAAAGCGCUACGCGCGCGUUCUGUCCCGCCUGAUGUGCGCUGACGGUGACGUGGAUGGCACCUGGACGGUGACAGAUUUCACGGAGCGCGGAGAACUGGUGUUUUCUCUACGGCUUGACUUCAUCCGACCCCGUCCAACCAUACCGCGGGGGAUGGCGAGAAGCCUAUAA
Osmerus eperlanus (European smelt) is the source of this 873-nucleotide messenger RNA. RefSeq lists its product as uncharacterized. The transcript is spliced from 2 exons. The coding region runs from base 70 to 873 and encodes 267 amino acids. Lineage: Eukaryota; Metazoa; Chordata; Actinopteri; Osmeriformes; Osmeridae. The record is from RefSeq and is a predicted model, not a curated record.